CACAGACACAGGUUCAGUCACAGACACAGGUUCAGUCACAGACACAGACGCCGUUCAGACACUGUCACAGACACAGGUGCCAUUCAGACACAGACGCCGUUCAGUCACAGACACAGACGCCGUUCAGACACAGACACAGGUUCAGUCACAGACACAGACGCCGUUCAACCCACACAAUGCGUGACCACACCUCCGCGUCUCCUCGCGUCUCACACCUGCAACAACAACAACAACCUCCUCCUCUUCACCACCGCCACCACCACCUGCUGCUCCUCCUCCUGCUGCUGCAACUGCUGCACCCGCACGUUGGCCCACCCAUCCUCUGCUGGGCCACCCGUCCAACCUUCACGUGCCCCACCAGCUGCGCGUGCAGCAGCGGCGGCAGCGUCGGUCACAGCGCGGGCACCUCGCCGGUCCACGUGGUGGACGUGGCGGGUGUCCACGUGAAGUGCAGCGGAGCUGGCUUCUCGUCCGUGCCAGAGGACCUCCCCGCGGCCACCUCGCGCCUCCUCCUCGACGCCAACCUCAUCGCGUCGCUGCCGCCCGCCGUCCUGCGCCACCUGCCCGCCCUCCGCGAGCUCGACCUGUCGGGCAACCGGCUCGAGGCGAUCUCCCCGGGCGCCUUCGACGGCGCGGCGCGCUCCCUGGAGCUCCUCGACCUGUCGGCGAAUCGCCUGCGUUCGCUGCGCCCCGCGGCGCUCGCCGGACUCGGCCCCGCCGUGGGAAUGUUCCUGCACGGCAACCCGUGGCACUGCGACUGCGAGCUCGCGGCGGCGUUGGCGCGCGUCACGGUGCUCGGGCCCGGGAACCGCGAGGAGAUGAAGAAGGAGGUGGCCCCGCAGCUCCCCGAGGGGGGUCCCGGGACCCCCUUUGAAGACGACCUGGGGAGCACCACUCUGUGACCCCCUCAAGGGGGUCCUUCCAGCUCCUCAAGGACCUGGUGGAGCGCACCCCACCUAAUGGGUUGUUCCAUUGCCGUUGAGGCCCCCCCCCCUCAACUCAUUUGGGGUCACCAGCAAAGUUGUGGGUUCACAUUGGGGACGAGACGGGUGGGGGUUGACGAUGGACGUGUCGGAGGCAGUGAUGCUGAAAUUCAAGACAGAGGGGUCUCCAGUUUAGUAACUGCAGUUGAGAUCCUGAAUGCUCCAGAUUAGUAACUGUGUUGAGAUCCUGAAUACUCCAGGUUAGUAACUGUGUUGAGAUCCCGAAUGCUCCAGAUUAGUAACUGUGUUGUUGAGAUCCUGAAUGCUCCAGUUUAGUAACUGUGUUGAGAUCCUGAAUGCUCCAGGUGAGUAACUGUGUUGAGAUCCUGAAUACUCCAGGUUAGUAACUGUGUUGAGAUUCUGAAUACUCCAGGUUAGUAACUGUGUUGAGAUCCUGAAUACUCCAGGUUAGUAACUGUGUUGAGAUCCUGAAUACUCCAGGUGAGUAACUGUGCAGUUGAGAUCCUAAAUACUCCAGGUUAGUAACUGUGUUGAGAUCCUGAAUGCUCCAGGUGAGUAACUGUGCAGUUGAGAUCCUGAAUUCUCCAGGUUAGUAACUGUGUUGAGAUCCUGAAUUCUCCAGGUUAGUAACUGUGUUGAGAUCCUGAAUACUCCAGGUUAGUAACUGUGUUGAGAUCCUGAAUGCUCCAGAUUAGUAACUGUGUAGUUGAGAUCCUGAAUACUCCAGGUUAGUAACUGUGUUGAGAUCCUGAAUGCUCCAGAUUAGUAAUUGUGCAGUUGAGAUCCUGAAUGCUCCAGGUUAGUAACUGUGUUGAGAUCCCGAAUGCUCCAGUUUAGUAACUGUGUUGAGAUCCUGAAUGAUCCAGGUGAGUAACUGUGUAGUUGAGAUCCUGAUUGCUCCAGGUUAGUAACUGUGUUGAGAUCCUGAAUGCUCCAGGUGAGUAACUGUGCAGUUGAGAUCCUUAAUGCUCCAGGUUAGUAACUGUGUUGAGAUCCUGAAUGCUCCAGAUUAGUAACUGUGUAGUUGAGAUCCUGAAUACUCUAGGUUAGUAACUGUGUUGAGAUCCUGAAUGCUCCAGAUUAGUAACUGUGUAGUUGAGAUCCUGAAUACUCCAGGUUAGUAACUGUGUUGAGAUCCUGAAUGCUCCAGAUUAGUAAUUGUGCAGUUGAGAUCCUGAAUACCCCAGGUUAGUAACUGUGUUGAGAUCCUGAAUGCUCCAGAUUAGUAACUGUGUAGUUGAGAUCCUGAAUACUCCAGGUUAGUAACUGUGUUGAGAUCCUGAAUGCUCCAGAUUAGUAACUGUGUAGUUGAGAUCCUGAAUACUCCAGGUUAGUAACUGUGUUGAGAUCCUGAAUGCUCCAGAUUAGUAACUGUGUUGUUGAGAUCCUGAAUGCUCCAGUUUAGUAACUGUGUUGAGAUCCUGAAUGCUCCAGUUUAGUAACUGUGUAGUUGAGAUCCUGAAUACUCCAGGUUAGUAACUGUGCAGUUGAGAUCCUGAAUGCUCCAGGUUAGUAACUGUGUUGAGAUCCUGAAUACUCCAGGUUAGUAACCUGUGUAGUUGAGAUCCUGAAUACUCCAGGUGAGUAACUGUGCAGUUGAGAUCCUGAAUACUCCAGGUUAGUAACUGUGUUGAGAUCCUGAAUACUCCAGGUUAGUAACUGUGUAGUUGAGAUCCUGAAUUUGCGUCUGGUUGUCUCUUACCUCGUCUCUCUAUCUGUCUAUCUAUCUUUGUCUGUCUCUUUCUCUCUCUAUGUAUCUAUCUCUCUGUGUUUCUCUCUCUCUCUGUCCCUGAAGGGACUCGUAAUGGCCAUCCUGGCCUCUUCUGGCCGUGAAACUCGCGUGGCGAGCGCUCGCUCGCUCGGCCGAAUGGCCAACGUCGAAAUCGCGCCACUCAAAAGUCGUAGCCCGCGACUACUUUGUCCGCAUCCGAGCGUGUUGGUGUCGCAGCGAAGGCGACGAAACGUCGAACACAUCGAGCACGGCAACGGCCAAUCGUGGCGAACGAACGCGUCACGUGGCCGACGAAUGAAACGCGUCGCUGCGAAUCGCCGAGCUGAUCGCCGCCCGGGCGGUCGCGUCCGUCCCUACCCUGAGCCACCUGAGUUGCGCAACUGCUCGCGACCGGUUGCAGAGGACGUCUACACGCGAGCGAUUCGGUUGCACGCCAACCGAGUUGUGCGCCACUGACCAGCUCGGUUGCACGCCAACCGAGUUGCGCAACUGCAUCGCACAGGUCUGGGACCCGGCUUAAAGCGGGCCAGUUGCGCGCAACCGAUUGCUGCCGUGCGCGCUCACUGUGAGCGAUGGAUGGGACGCCCGUCUUAGCGAAGCAAGUCGAGAGGUGGCUUAUCGAUCAUUUUCUCGGAGUUGAUGAAAACGAAUACAACUCAUCGAGCGCCUCGCUCGUUAACCUUGAGGGUCGUUCAAGGUCGUCUCGG
Messenger RNA from Petromyzon marinus (sea lamprey), 3383 nucleotides. RefSeq names its product leucine-rich repeat-containing protein 3. Gene Ontology annotation, cellular component: plasma membrane. The record is from RefSeq and is a predicted model, not a curated record. Gene Ontology annotation, molecular function: protein binding. NCBI's taxonomy places the organism in Eukaryota, Metazoa, Chordata, Hyperoartia, Petromyzontiformes, Petromyzontidae.